AUGUGCAGCCCAGUGCACAAAAUACUUCUGUUCCUCAGGCGAUCAGCCCACAACAUCAAACAACUUGACAAAAUCCUAGCCAAAACCAUCACAACUAGUCUCAUCCAUACCACCACCGCAUGGAAUUGGAUUCUUAUAGCCUACUCUAAAAGCCCCAUACCCAUUAAAGCCAUUCUCAUUUACAACAACUUUAUCACAUCAAACUCUAUCUGCCCAGACAACUACACUUACCCAUCUGUACUCAAGGCUUGUACUCGUAUACUUUCACUUGCAAAAGGUAAAGAAGUACAUGCCCACAUCACAAAAAUAGGUCUAAAUGGCCACAUUUAUGUACAAAAUGCUCUUAUUCACUUAUAUAGCUCCACAGCACAGAUGACCGACGCACACCUCUUGUUUGACACUAUGUCUCAGAGAGAUAUCACAAGUUGGAAUACACUCCUAGCCGCUUACAGCACAAAAGUCGGGUCAAAGUCCGAAGUGCUGCCUCUGUUUCGAGGAAUGUUGCAUGAAGGCAUUCGAGUAAAUGAGAUCACUUUGGUGAUUUUAGUUACAACUUGUGCACAAGUAAGAGGGAUAGAGUACGGUAGGGCAGUCCAUGCUUAUGUUAUAAAAGUGGGAUGCAUUUGCCACUUGAAUUUGGAGAAUGCACUGCUAGGUUUGUAUGCCAAGUGCAGGGAGAUGAAUGGGGCGCGAAAGUUGUUUACCGAGAUGGAUGGUAGGAGUGAUGUAGUGUCACAAACGAUUUUGAUCAAUGGUUAUAUGGAAAUAGGGUUUGUAGAUAUGGCUCGUGAUAUAUUUGAUCGUAUGGUUGACAAGGACAUAGUUUUGUGGAACUCAAUGAUUCAUGGGUAUGUAAAGGGAAAGCGCCCGAAUGAGGCUUUAGCACUUUUCAAGAAAAUGGAGAGUGGAAUGGUGAAACCGGAUGAAACCACUAUUGUUUGUGUUCUUGCAGCGUGUGCUAGCAUAUCAGACCUGCAAUAUGGUAGAUAUGUUCAUCAGUUUGUCCUCCAAAACAGUAUAAGGCAAGACAUUUUUGUCAAAACAGCUCUGAUUGACAUGUACUUGAAGUGUGGAAGUUUGGAUGCAGCCAUGGUGAUUUUCUACAAGACGGAAGAAAAGGAUGUUUUUACUUGGACAACAGUGAUUGAAGGGCUUGCAAAUUAUGGGCACCAAAAAGAAGCUUUGAGGUUGUUUUAUCAAAUGGAGAAACAUGGAAUUAAGCCGAAUGAAGCAACAUUUGUUUCUAUAUUGACAGCAUGUAGACAAUCGGGGCUGGUUGAAGAAGGCUGUUUUUUGUUCAGUAGAAUGGUAGGGUUAUACGAUAUCCAACCAAAGAUUGAGCACCUAGGCUGUCUGAUUGACCUCUUGAGCAAAGCCGGACUCUUGCACCAGGCGGAGGAGUUUAUCAAUAUCAUGCCACCUGACGAAAGACUUGUAGCUUACAAAACUCUACUUAGUGCUUGCAGAAGUUAUUCAAAUAUUGAUCUCGGAUCAAAGGUUGCAAAUGAACUUGUUAAGUUGGGUUCACAAAGCCAUGAAGUUUAUAUACUGCUGUCAAACUUCUAUGCUCUUGCAGGAGACUGGGCUACAGUUGAAGAGAAGAGACGAAUCAUGAAAAAAGUUCAUAUGACGAAGGAGCCAGGCAUCAGUUCGAUAGAAAUGAAAACUGAUCUGAAGAUAUUUCAGCAGCAAGACAGGCCAGUCUAA
Messenger RNA from Cornus florida, 1707 nucleotides. Its product is annotated as pentatricopeptide repeat-containing protein At2g29760, chloroplastic-like. Bases 1 to 1707 code for a protein of 568 amino acids. The transcript has a single exon. NCBI's taxonomy places the organism in Eukaryota, Viridiplantae, Streptophyta, Magnoliopsida, Cornales, Cornaceae. The record is from RefSeq and is a predicted model, not a curated record. Gene Ontology annotation, molecular function: RNA binding; protein binding. Gene Ontology annotation, biological process: RNA modification.